This is a messenger RNA of Spodoptera littoralis (African cotton leafworm), 966 nucleotides long. The record is from the annotation of a GenBank genome assembly. Lineage: Eukaryota; Metazoa; Arthropoda; Insecta; Lepidoptera; Noctuidae.
AUGCGCGCAUUCAUGGUACUCGCCUGCGUGGCGCUGGCUUACGGCCGCCCCGAGCCUCCAGUAGGCUACAGCUACUCAGCCCCCAGCUCUGGAGGAUUCUCAGGUGGACAUAGAGGAGGUCACUCUGGUGGACACUCCGGUGGCAUCUCCCUUGGUGGUGGCCACUCUGGAGGCGGUCUUUCCUUCGGCGGUGGUCACUCCGGCGGUGGACUCUCAUUCGGAGGCGGACACUCCUCUGGAGGACUUUCUUUCGGAAGCGGUAGCAUUGGAGGAGGCAGCAUUGGUGGAGGAAGCAUUGGCGGUGGAUUCGGAGGUGAUGAUUCCGGAUACGCUGGUGGAUAUUCCGGUGGCGCUCUUGUCCAGAAACACAUCUACGUUCACGUACCACCCCCAGAACCCGUAGAACAGAGACAGCCCCGCAUUCCUGAAGUUGCUCCUCCCCAGAAGCACUACAAGAUCAUCUUCAUCAAGGCCCCGACUCCUCCUACCCCCACUGCCCCCAUCAUCCCCAUUCAGCCCCAGAACGAAGAGAAGACCCUCGUCUACGUCUUGGUCAAGAAACCCGAAGAGCAACCCGACAUCGUCAUCCCCACUCCCGCGCCUACUCAACCCUCCAAACCCGAAGUUUACUUCAUCAAGUACCAGACCCAGAAGGAGGGCGGUAUCGGUGGUGGUGAUGCUGGUGGUAUCGGCGGCGGUAUCGGAGGUGGUAUCGGCGGUGGUAUCGGCGGUGGUGCUAUCGGCGGCGGUAUCGGCGGUGGUGUCAGCGGUGGUGACUUGGGCGGUAUCUCCAUCAGCAGCGGAUCUGGCUCUGGUAUCGGCGGUGGUGCUGGCGGUCAUGGUGGAAUUGAAAUCAGCGGUGACUUCGGUGCCAGCGGUGGUGAUGACAGUGGAUCUGACGGCCACAGCGGAGCCACCAGCUCCCAGUACGGACCCCCCGGACACGUGGCGGGACCCCUCCACUAA